Messenger RNA from Myxocyprinus asiaticus (Chinese sucker), 7152 nucleotides. It is a transcript of the gene cacna1fa, whose product is annotated as calcium channel, voltage-dependent, L type, alpha 1F subunit a. Gene Ontology annotation, biological process: calcium ion import across plasma membrane. The record is from RefSeq and is a predicted model, not a curated record. Bases 4 to 6378 code for a protein of 2124 amino acids. The transcript has 47 exons. Lineage: Eukaryota; Metazoa; Chordata; Actinopteri; Cypriniformes; Catostomidae. Gene Ontology annotation, cellular component: voltage-gated calcium channel complex; membrane. Gene Ontology annotation, molecular function: high voltage-gated calcium channel activity.
GGCAUGAAUGGGUCUGACCCCAGCAAGACAGACACUCUCAACUCAACAGGUUCUGCAGGGCAAAGGAGAGCUGGAGGAGCCAAGAAGCACACACAAGCAAACAAGUCGGCCCUGCGUGCACCCAGAGCUCUCUGCUGCCUCACUCUCAGCAACCCUAUACGAAUGGCUGCACUGGCGCUAGUGGAGUGGAAAUAUCCUUUUCACCAAUGUCCCUUUGAUAUAUUUAUUUUGCUGGCCAUCUUUGCAAAUUGUGUUGCCCUUGGUGUGUCUAAACCAUUUCCUGAAGAUGACUCCAAUGCCACCAACCACAAUUUGGAACAAGUGGAGUAUGUGUUUCUGGUCAUUUUCACCAUUGAAACAUUCACAAAGAUUCUAGCGUACGGUCUGGUCAUGCACCCCAGUGCCUACAUCCGAAGUGGCUGGAACUUGCUGGAUUUCAUCAUUGUCAUUGUCGGUCUUUUCAGUGUAAUAGCUGAAAUGGGAGAACACAAACCAGGAGAGUCCCAUCAUGCAGCAGGUAAACCUGGUGGUUUGGAUGUCAAAGCCCUGAGAGCUUUCAGAGUACUGCGACCCCUUCGCCUAGUGUCCGGUGUGCCAAGUCUGCAGAUUGUGUUGAACUCCAUCAUGAAGGCAAUGGUGCCUCUGCUUCACAUCGGUCUGCUGGUCAUGUUUGUCAUCAUCAUUUACGCUAUUAUUGGACUGGAGCUCUUUAUUGGAAGGAUGCACAAGACCUGCUUUUAUGUAGGCACAGAACUAAUGGUGGAUGAUGACCCGACGCCAUGUGCAUUUGCGGGAAACGGGCGUUUCUGUGAUGGGAAUAACACAGAGUGCCGGGGAGGAUGGGAAGGGCCCAAUGGAGGCAUCACCAACUUUGACAACAUCUUCUUCGCCAUGCUCACUGUGUUCCAGUGCAUUACUAUGGAGGGCUGGACAGAUGUGCUCUACUGGAUGAAUGAUUCCAUUGGAUUUGAGCUGCCGUGGAUUUAUUUUGUGUCUCUGGUCAUUUUUGGGUCCUUUUUUGUCCUCAAUCUUGUGUUGGGUGUGUUAAGCGGUGAGUUCUCUAAAGAGAGAGAGAAAGCGGUGUGUCGUGGUGAGCUGCAGAAGGCCCAGGAGAAACAGCAGAUGGAGGAGGAUAUGAUCGGAUACAUGGACUGGCUUAUUGAAGCAGAAGACAUGGACGAGGAUGGGAAUAAACGUGCUGUUGUUGCCAAGAAAAAGAUGAUGAAGAAAUAUGGCUGGUACAAACACAGUGAAGAUGGAGAAUCAGAUUCAGACUCAGAGUUUGAAGCAUUCUUGGAUGAUGACAACGGCUGCUGUGCUUCCAUAAUGGCACGGCUGAUGGCUAUAAGUUUCUGUGAGCAGCUGUACCAUUUGAAUCUGGUCAUUAGGAAGAACUGCCGUGUAGCCGUCAAAUCCACCAAUUUCUAUUGGCUGGUGCUGCUGCUGGUGUUUCUCAACACUGCAGCCAGUGCCUCUGAACACUAUGGCCAGCCCAAGUGGCUCACUGACAUACAAGAACGAGCAAAUAAGAUCCUACUGGCUCUGUUCACACUGGAGAUGCUGAUGAAGAUCUACAGCUUCGGGUUCCAGAUCUACUUCAUGGCACUCUUCAACCGUUUUGAUUGCUUUGUGGUGUGUGGUGGUAUUCUGGAGACGGUAUUGGUGGAGCUAGAGUUUAUCCCGCCCAUCGGAAUCUCUGUGUUGCGCUGUGUCCGUCUGCUCCGUAUUUUCAAAGUUACACGACACUGGGCUGCACUCUCAGAUCUGGUGGGCUCUUUGUUGAAUUCUAUGAAAGCCAUUUGCUCCCUGUUGCUGCUACUCUUUCUCUUCCUCAUCAUCUUUGCUCUGCUGGGCAUGCAGCUCUUUGGUGGAAAGUUCAAUUUUGAUGAGACCCAGAUGAAAAGAAGCACCUUCGACACUUUUCCAUCUGCCCUGCUCACCUGUUUCCAGAUCCUAACUGGAGAGGACUGGAACUCUGUGAUGUAUGAUGGCAUCAUGGCAUAUGGUGGACCGGUGUUUCCCAAUAUGAUUGUCUGUAUUUACUUUGUCAUCCUUUUCGUCUGUGGUAACUACAUCUUGCUUAAUGUCUUCUUGGCUAUCGCUGUCGACAACUUAGCCGGAGAUGGAGGCAAAAAGAAAAAAGAAGAGAAAAAAGAAGAGGAGGAGGAAUGGGAAGAUGAUGAAGGAAGAGAGGAAGACGAUGCUGGAAAUGACAUGGAUGACUGGGAAGAGAAUGAAGAGUUGAGAGCAAUUGAAGGGCUUGAGGGUAUAGGCACACCUCUGAAAGUUGAAAGUUUUCAACCCAAAGAGAAAAUCGUCCCUAUUCCUGAUGGAAGCUCCUUUUUCAUCCUCGGAAAGAAAAACUGUCUCAGAGUGGCCUGCCACAACCUCAUUCAUCAUCAUUACUUCACCAACUUCAUCCUCAUCUUCAUCAUAUUUAGUAGUUUUUCAUUGGCUGCUGAAGAUCCAAUCAAAACUCAUUCUGUCAGGAACGUUAUGUUGGGCUAUGCUGAUUAUGUCUUUACCACCGUCUUCACCAUUGAGAUUAUGUUGAAGAUGACGGUGUAUGGAGCUUUCCUUCAUCAAGGUUCCUUCUGCAGAAACGCCUUCAACCUUCUGGACCUUCUCGUCGUCAGCGUUUCCCUUACCUCCUUCUUCUUGCAUUCGAGUGCCAUUUCUGUGGUGAAGAUUCUGCGAGUGCUGCGGGUGCUCAGGCCUCUUCGAGCCAUUAACAGGGCAAAGGGACUCAAGAGUGUGAUUCAGUGCGUGUUUGUGGCUAUCCGCACUAUCGGCAACAUCCUCAUUGUCACCACACUCCUCCAGUUCAUGUUCGCUUGUAUCGGUGUGCAGCUUUUCAAGGGCCGAUUCUACAGAUGCACUGAUGAGGCUAGACACACACCUGAAGAGUGCAAGGGCACGUUUGUGGUGUUUAAAGACGGUGAUAUGAACCAUCCAAUGGUGAGGGAGAGAGUUUGGGAGAACAGUGACUUUAACUUUGACAAUGUGCUGAUGGGCAUGCUCGCUCUCUUCACCGUCUCUACUUUUGAGGGUUGGCCACAGCUCUUGUACAAAUCCAUCGACGCUAAUGCAGAGAACAGAGGGCCCAUCUAUAACUAUCGUGUGGAGAUCUCCAUCUUCUUCAUCAUCUACAUAAUCAUCAUCGCCUUCUUUAUGAUGAACAUCUUUGUGGGUUUUGUCAUUAUCACCUUCCGUGAACAAGGAGAGGCCGAAUUCAAAAACUGUGAACUAAACAAAAAUCAAAGACAGUGUGUCUAUUAUGCAUUGAAAGCUCAACCUAUUAAGAUUUACAUACCCAAAAACCCCUCUCAACUCAAAUUCUGGAAGAUCAUCAAUUCCUCUCAGUUUGAAUACAUCAUGUUUUUGCUCAUUCUGCUCAACACACUCACACUGGCUGUACAGCACUACGAGCAGUCAAAACUCUUCAACUUUGUGAUGGAUAUCCUAAACAUGAUCUUCACCACACUCUUCACUGUUGAGAUGAUAAUCAAACUUCUCGCUCUGAGACCUUAUCACUAUUUUAUAGAUGCCUGGAACUCUUUUGAUGCGUUGAUAGUGGUGGGAAGUUUGGUGGACAUCAUGAUCGCAGAGUUUAGUGGUGGAGGAGGCCAUGGUGAGGGGAAAGAGGGGGAGAGCGCCAAAGUGUCCAUCACUUUCUUUCGUCUUUUCCGAGUUAUGCGACUGGUCAAGCUGCUCAGUAAGGGCGAGGGCAUUCGAACCCUCCUUUGGACCUUCGUCAAAUCUCUACAGGCCCUGCCAUACGUCGGUCUACUCAUUGCGAUGAUCUUUUUCAUUUAUGGUGUGAUUGGGAUGCAGACAUUUGGGAAGAUAGCUGUAGACGACAACACUGAGCUCAGUCGGAACAACAAUUUCCAGACAUUUUUCAUGGCUGUGCUGCUACUGUUCAGAUGUGCGACGGGCGAGCAGUGGCAGGAGAUCAUGCUUGCAGCACUGCCGGGGCGACGGUGCGACCCAGAGUCAGACUUUGAGCCAGGAGAGGAGUACAGCUGUGGCAGCAACCUGGCAUACCUCUAUUUCAUCAGUUUCUUUGCACUCUGCGCUUUCCUGAUCAUUAACUUGUUCAUCGCUGUCAUCAUGGAUAACUUUGAGUAUCUGACCCGAGACUGGACUGUACUGGGCACCCAUCACCUAGAUGAGUUUAAACGAGUCUGGUCAGAUUACGACCCAGAGGCCACGGGACGGAUUAAACAUCUGGAUGUAGUCACCAUGUUGCGCAGAAUUCAGCCGCCACUGGGCUUUGGGAAACUCUGUCCUCAUCGCGUAGCCUGUAGGAGACUGGUUGCUAUGAAUGUUCCUCUCCACCCUGACGGCACUGUGUCCUUUAAUGCCACCUUGUUUGCUCUCGUCAGAACUUCACUCAAGAUUAAGACUGAUGGACCCAUCGACCAGCAGAACGAGGAGCUGAGAGCGAUCAUUAAGAAGAUCUGGAAACGCACCAAACCCAAACUACUAGAUGAAGUUAUACCUCCCCCUGCAGGAAAUGAGGUGACUGCAGGAAAGUUCUAUGCCAGUUUCCUGAUUCAGGACUACUUCAAGAAGUUUCGCAAGCGAAAGGAGAAGGAGAGAAAGAAGAAAGGCAAGGACAAGUCAGCCUCUCUCCAGGCUGGGUUACGUACACUACAGGACCUAGCUCCAGAAAUGCGGCUGGCCAUGGCAAUGGAGGAGGAAGAAGGGAUGGAGGGGGAGAUGAUGGACGAAGAAGAGUUCUUCAGGAGUGACAGCGUCUUUAGUGAUGGUCCUCCCACCCCUGUCAUGUUGACCCCCGGAAGCACCCCUCUGCCCCCCCACCUGGACGAGACCACAGUGAGCAUUGAGCCUCCUCCUAAAAUACGAAAUGGGAGUUUAAUGCUGGAGGAGGCCCUGCUGGACUCCCGCCCGGCCUCUGCGUUAUCGGAAAAUGAAGUGGUAUUUGAACAGCCUCAGAGGCUGUCUCCCCUGCCCAAAAGGUGGGCCUCCAGUCACAAAAAACUCAACACAUUGUGGAUACUGAAUACCAACACAAGGAAUGAGACUACACAAGCAUGUAGCUAUCUUCCUUCUCCAUCUCCGGAUGGAGGGAUGCAAACUGGAGUCACAGAGGGAGGAAUCACAGGUGGAGUCACAGAAGGAGGACUCAAAGGAGGAGUCAUCACAGGAGGGGGAGUCACAGGAGGAGUUGUCACAGGAGGAGUCACAGGGGGAGGAGUCACAGAAGGAGGAGUCACAGGAGGAGUUGUCAUAGGAGGAGGAGUCUCAGGGGGAGCAGUCACAGGAGGAGUCACAGAGGGAGUAGGAGUGGAGGUAGUAUACCCUGCAGAGCAAGCCGAUGUCAGUAAGGAGGACACUCAGAGUGCUGCGUCAUUUGAUAGACAGUGGUAUCCAGAGGUUCCUUCGGCACAAACACCAGUUUUCAAUGGGGCCAGUGAAGUUGUGGCCCCAGUUCAGCCAAGUAGCAUCAACAGCAACAGCAGAGGCAACAGCCAAGAUGCUGGUAGCUACCAUGGAAACGAUUACCGUGGAAAUGGCUACAAUGGGAACGGUGCCAAUGGGACUGGUUAUCCUGGUAACCGUUACCCCAGCAAUGGCUAUAGCAGCAAUGGCCACAAUGGGAAUGGAUACAAUAGUAAUGGAUACAUUGACAAUGGAUACAACGGUAAUGAAUACAAUGGUAAUGGUUUUGCUGCACGCAGACGCAUGCUUCCCCCAACUCCCUCAGGCCGAAAGCCAAACUUUAACAUCCAGUGUUUGAGGAGGCAGGGCAGUAAUGAAGAUCUCCCAAUUCCAGGCACCUACCACCAAAACUCCCCACCCUGCAGAGCACGCAUACAGACACACAACAGUUUCGACUCACGACGAAGCAGCAUUUCAUCUGAGGUUUCUUCUGCCUCUUGGGCGAACAACCAGGCCAGACGGGGUCGUCUCCUCUAUGCCCCCCUCAUUCUGGUGGACGAGGUGGGGGGCACUCAGGCUAUGUGGGGUGAUGGCACAAAUGGCAGCGCCACCCUGCCGGCAUCAGCCCGUCCCAGGUGGUUUGCGAGUGGAAUGGCAGGCGCAGCUCAGCAGUCUCGGGCGUGCACCACUCUCAGACUGCCCUCCCAACAAAGUUCUGGAUACAUAGAGAAAGGAAGUGCUGACAGCCUUGUGGAGUCGAUCCUGAUAUCCGAAGGCUUGGGUCUCUAUGCCAAAGACCCCAAAUUUGUUGACUUUGCAAAGCGAGAAAUUGCAGAUGCCUGUCACAUGACCAUUGAUGAAAUGGAGAGCGCUGCAACUGACCUGCUGAGUCGAGGAAGUGCAGGGCAACCAAUUACACGCUUUGAGGAGGAUCUAUCUGAUGAGAUGAAUUGUGUUAUAUCAUACUAAUGGCUUUGAGUUUGUUUGGGGGGGGGGGUUAAAACUUAAAAAAAAAAAGAGAAAGUUUAUGGGCCUAAAAACAGAAUAGAAAUGGCCAUCACAAACUCUACUAUAUUCACCUCUUCAUAUUCAAUUAAGAUGGGCAUAGUUAUACACCUAAUAUUGCCCUCAUCGUGCAGAUUCAGGUAUCUGUAAAAGGAACAUGUGAUGACCACAUUGGCCUGUAUUUACCCCAAUAUGUUUGCACAUCAGUUUAGUUAAGAGCCUUACUAAAUCACAAUAAGAGCCUAAUCUCUGAUGAUGAGUCUGAAGUGAAUUCUGAAAAGGUGUUAAUGCAUGACUUUAUGUGGCAUUACAAAGACAGAAUCCUCCUGUGAACUAAAUGUGGUGACAGACUCGAGGGGUCUCUGCAGCUUGGAAUCAAGGAAUAGUAGUAAAAUAGAGAUGAAUUACUUGGAUGGUGUGAUGGUAUUUGAUGUUUUCAGAAAAUCUUUUCUCCUAUUUGGGAAAAUAAAUUCCAGCAUAUUUAUGUUAGCUAGUACUUAUACUUGCAGAAGUCUUCUUUUUUUAAUAUGAUAAAUUAGCCUACAAUUACACAAUAAACAUCCAAUGAUGCUUUUUAAAGGUCUGGAUAUUGCUACGUUAUAGUGCUAAACAUUUGGGUGAUUUUUUUUUACUUCCAAUGUUCUUUUGACUGUAGUUCAGUAUGUGGAUAUAGCAUCAUUUACACUAACACUGCUACCAUAUGCUCUAUACAGUUUUAUAAAACAUAAUAAACAACUG